Messenger RNA from Cylindrotheca closterium, 609 nucleotides. NCBI's taxonomy places the organism in Eukaryota, Bacillariophyta, Bacillariophyceae, Bacillariales, Bacillariaceae. The record is from the annotation of a GenBank genome assembly.
AUGAGUAACAGAAUGAAUGAGCAAAUUUCAUCCGUGUUGAUCACCAGAGGUGCGGACAACAAAUAUGAAACUCGAUUGCUGCCUCUCUUUAUAGAUGAAGGAAGAGAGUUCAGCAGCAUGAAAGAUUCGAGGAAGAGGAAGUGCAUAAAUUCCAAGAUUGUAGAUCGAAUGGGAGGCGAGUUUAUUUUGGAAGCACUUGUAGUGCAUUUUGCAAAGAACGUUGCUGGUGACGAACAUUUAGCGACAGUAUUCGGUAUUUUCACAUUAGAGGAGCUCGUAUCUUUGCUGCGAAAUCUCAUGUGUUAUGCUUUGGAUGAUUCUUUCGAGACUUGCUUCGAAACGAAAAAGGUCCACAAAUCAAAAGUGCUCAAGAAGGUUUGCAGCCUAGGUCUCAUGGACGAAAGGAUGUCUUUCGAUCGUAUGGCUAUGCACUUUCUCGACUCCAUGAGACUUUGCUCCUUCAAGGAAACACGCACAGUUCUCCAACUCCGAGACACCCUCUUGCGCCUCAGAUUUGCCCUUCAGGAGGUCGCAUACAAGAUUGCAUUGAAAAAAACGGUAUUCCCAGUCACAAUCUUUGCUUUGCGUUGGAAUAGAUUGUCACUGUAA